Messenger RNA from Phaethon lepturus (White-tailed tropicbird), 4019 nucleotides. RefSeq names its product ras responsive element binding protein 1 (gene RREB1). The record is from RefSeq and is a predicted model, not a curated record. Gene Ontology annotation, molecular function: RNA polymerase II cis-regulatory region sequence-specific DNA binding; DNA-binding transcription activator activity, RNA polymerase II-specific. Lineage: Eukaryota; Metazoa; Chordata; Aves; Phaethontiformes; Phaethontidae. Gene Ontology annotation, cellular component: nucleus. Gene Ontology annotation, biological process: regulation of transcription by RNA polymerase II.
GGUGCUGCUGAAGAAGAGGCUGAAGAGCCAGACGCUACUAUACAUACUACACUAAGUGAGACCAGCAACGAAGAAGAGAGCCACAGUCAAUUGGGGGAUAAAAAUGAAGAGAAGCAGCUGGAAAGCUUAAACAGCUACAAGGUAUCACCAAGUUCACCAAACAGUUUGGACGGAGCAGACUUGUCCUCCAUUGAUGCCAUGAUGUCAGCAGUGAUGAACGUGGGGAAGAUUGCUGAAAAUGGCGGGAGCUCUCAAAAUGUCAAAUCCCCCUCAAAGUCUCCUGCACCAAAUCGGAUUGGCAGGAGGAACCAGGAAACAAAAGAAGAGAAGUCUUCCUAUACCUGUCCUCUGUGUGAAAAGAUUUGCACUACACAGCACCAGCUAACUAUGCACAUUCGUCAGCAUAACACUGACACUGGAGGGACAGACCAUUCCUGCAGCAUCUGUGGAAAGUCUCUGAGCUCAGCGAGCUCCCUUGAUCGCCACAUGCUGGUGCACUCAGGUGAAAGGCCUUAUAAAUGUUCAGUAUGUGGACAGUCCUUCACCACCAAUGGAAACAUGCACAGGCACAUGAAGAUUCAUGAGAAGGAUCCAAACAGCACAGCAAGCACAACUCCCCCAUCGCCGCUGAAGCGCAGGCGAUUAUCUUCGAAACGGAAGUUCAGUCAUGAUGCUGAGAUGGACAGAGAGGAGAGGACACCUGCAAAAAAGGUUGUCGAGGAUGGUCACUCCGGUGAAGGGGAUAAAAAGGCUGAGGAGGAAGUUUAUCAUUGUCCAGUGUGUUUCAAAGAUUUUUAUUGCAAGUAUGGGCUGGAGUCCCACAUGGAAACACAUCCAGACAAUUCACUGAGGUGUGACAUCUGUUGUAUUACCUUUCGUACUCAUCGGGGCCUACUGCGCCAUAAUGCAGUUAUCCACAAGCAGCUUCCCAGAGAUCCAAUGGGAAAGCCUUUCAUUCAGAACAACCCUUCAAUUCCAGCAGGCUUCCAUGACUUGGGAUUCACGGACUUCUCCUGUAGGAAAUUCCCCCGCAUUUCUCAGGUCUGGUGUGAAACGAAUUUGCGAAGGUGCAUCAGUGACUUUCAUCGAUUUAUUUGUGAGACAUGUAACAAGGCAUUCCCUAUGCUUUCGGCGCUCAAACUGCACACAGAAACUCAUGUGGUGGAUCAGGGAAAAGAUAAGCACAAGCCACAGUCCACAACCCCACCCAGUGAGAACCCAGACCAGAAAGCCUUCAUGGCAUCCUUGGGCCUACAGUACACCAAAGACAUCAGGCCUGUCAAGCAGGAGGACAAUAUACAAGAUGAGGUCCAAGAAAUGCGGCUCAGAGCACUGAAGAGUAACCUACCUCAGGAACCUGGCAGCACCAGUCUGCUCAGCCUCUCGCCUCUGGAAGCUGCCUCUAUGGGAGGGUCAUUUUCAGUCCUUCCCCCUACAAAAGAAAACAUAAAGCUCCUCUCGCUGCAGCCUUUCCAGAAGGGUUUUAUCAUCCAGCCUGACAGCAGUAUUGUGGUAAAACCCAUCUCCAAUGAGUCUGCCAUUGAGCUGGCAGACAUUCAGCAGAUCUUGAAGAUGGCUGCUUCUGCUCCUCCUCAAAUCAGUCUUCCUCCACUUUCUAAGGCACCUUCUGUCCCUGUGCAGUCCAUUUUCAAGCAUAUGCCACCGCUGAAGCCAAAGCCUUUGGUAACACCCCGAACAGUCGUUGCAACCUCUACUCCUCCUCCUCUUAUCAGUGCCCAGCAAGCCUCCCCUGGCUGCAUCAGCCCAAGCCUCCCGCCUCCCCCUCUGAGGCUGAUCAAAAACUCCGUGGAGUCCUCAUCCAACUCUCACCUCCCCCAGCCAGGAGCCAAAUCAAGUCCUUCCUCACAGUUGCUCCUCCAACCCAAAGUAGAGCCUUUAACUCAGCAUGAGAUGAAGACGCAACUCGAGCAAGACAGCAUCAUUGAAGCUCUCCUGCCUCUAAGCAUGGAAGCCAAGAUCAAGCAAGAGGUGACAGAAGGGGACCUCAAAGCCAUCAUCGCAGGGGCAACGAACAAGAAAGCCCCAACCAUGAGGAAAGUUUUGUACCCCUGCCGUUUCUGUGACCAGGUGUUUGCCUUCUCUGGUGUCCUGAGAGCUCACAUCCGUUCUCACUUGGGUAUUUCCCCAUACCAAUGCAACAUCUGUGACUACAUCGCAGCUGACAAGGCAGCACUGAUCCGGCACCUGCGGACCCACAGUGGGGAGAGGCCUUACAUCUGUAAAAUCUGCCACUACCCAUUCACAGUGAAAGCCAACUGUGAGAGGCACCUGCGAAAGAAACACCUCAAAGUGACCAGGAAGGAUAUAGAGAAGAACAUCGAAUAUGUCACCAGCAAUGCCGCAGAGAUGGUGGAUGCCUUCUGCUCUCCAGACACUGUGUGCAAGCUGUGUGGUGAGGACCUGAAGCAUUACCGGGCCCUCCGCAUUCACAUGAGGACGCACAGUGGCUGCCAGAAGAAGAAGCCGUUUGAGUGCAAGGAGUGUGGCACAGCCUUUUCGGCCAAGAGAAACUGCAUUCAUCAUAUCCUCAAGCAGCACUUGCAUGUGCAAGAAAGGGAGAUAGAGAAUUAUAUCUUAGCGGUGGACUGCAGUGCCCAGGAAAGCCAGACAGACCCUCCUUUAUUGGAAGACAGCACUUAUAUGGACCACAAGUCCAUGACGCCUUUCCUGGAGCCGCAAAAUGGCUUCUUGCUUGGGUCAUCAUCUCAUGUUCCCAUCAAACUUGAACCUGCAGGAAACUUCCCGAUGGAUUUUGAUGAGCCGUUGGAUUUCUCUCAGAAAAACAAAAACCUGAGUGCUGUGCAAGUGAAGCAGGAGAACCUGUUUGGCUCUUCUCCCCUGUCCCUCUACGACUGUUCCAUGGAGCCCAUCGACCUGUCCAUCCCCAAAGCCCUGAAGAAGGAUAAAGAUGAUGUCCCGGGUGAAGCCAGGAAUCAAGAGUUGGCUGCUUCUGGAAACAGUGAUAAAGCCUAUAACUGUCUGCAGUGUCCUUUGGUUUUUGGUGCCAGUGGGAACUCAGAGAAAAACAGGGCUGUCAGACAUCCCCAGCCACUGAAAGGUUCAUUGCAUUUGACUGUCCCAAUCAUUUCCCCGGCUCUCCUUGGCAAUUCUGCCUUGCUGAGACCCUUGAGGCCUAAACCACCACCGCCACCUCUCUUGCCAAAGCCUCCAGUAACUAAAGAGCUGCCACCGUUGGCUUCCAUUGCACAGAUCAUUUCAUCUGUGUCUUCUGCUCCCGCUUUGCUGAAAACAGAUGCUGCAGACACCAGUCCCAAGGCAGUGAGCAGCUCAACUGGGUGUGACAAAUCAGGGAAUGCCAAAGCAAAAGUGACAAUCGUGACCGCCAUUCAGAGAGACUCCAGCCUGCCCAGUGACCUGACUCAGGCAUGUGAUCCAGAGCCGUCUCCCAUUGCCGAUGUUGGGUUGACUAAGAAAAGAGGUAGAAAGAAAGGAACGAAAAACAAGCCUAAACUUAGCAGUGGUGUGGAUCUGGAGUCAAGUGGGGAGUUUGCCAGCAUAGAGAAGAUGCUAGCUACCACAGACACUAAUAAAUUUAGCCCGUUUCUGCAGUCCACUGACAAUUUCAAGGAAGAAAGUGGCAGAAAUGGAACAAGUGAGGAUGAGAAGGAAACUGCCGAUGAUAAGCUGCUGAGAGGGAAGAGGAACUCUUACUCAGACUGCCUGCAAAAUAUCCCCUGUCCUCACUGUCCUCGAGUCUUUCCAUGGGCAAAUUCCCUGCAGCGGCACAUGCUCACUCACAAAGGCCAGAAGGCCUUCCCCUAUCAAAAAUGUGUUGUUGUCUUUUCUACCAAAUCUAAAAAUUUGCAGAAGCCUGGAGUUGCCAGCUGCUCCCUGAGGAGAAAUGUGCUUAUUCCCCUAUCUAAGGAAGGAGAUGCUGGAUCCCACACUUGCCUGCCGUUAUAUUGCCCCCUCAGCUUUAAGAAUUUAGCAGUGAAGGAGAUUGAUUAUCAGGUCACGCAAGGCUUUGUUGUAGGCAG